UUUGUUGGGGGAUAAUUUGUGGUCUGUUACCCAACUAAUCAUUCAUUACUUUAGCUGAAAAUCGGCUUAUUUCUAGUAAUUAUGAAAAUGUUACAUAGUCACUGAGCUUCAGUUACAUUUUUGAGGCCCUCAAGUAAUCAGUGCUUGGUUAUUUUUUUCGUUCGUGUAAAAAUUGCACGUCGCAAAAUAAACCAAGAGUAUGAAUCUCUUAUACGCCCUGUGCGCUCUUUUAAACGGUGCGGUGGUUUAUUCCGAUGUAAUGCUCCGAGAGACACGCAUUGUCGGCGGUCAUACGAUGCAACGAGGAGAAUGGCCCUUCUUGGCUUCCUUACAUUAUUUGCAACCUUUUCCGUUCACACGUAAAACCCAUAUGAAACAUCUUUGCGGAGGAGCACUGAUACAUCCGAAAUGGGUCCUGACUGCCGGACACUGUGUCGGGUUUUUCGACGACCUGUCGGUGGAAAAUAACUGGAACGUCGUGCUGGGAGAACACAAUCAGUAUUUGAGAGACAUCGGAGAACAGAUUAUCAAACCAGAGAGAUUCUUCAUACAUCCAGGAUUCAAACCUCACGAAACUAAUAAUUUAAAGAACGACAUCGCGUUGAUACAGUUGAAGGAAGAGGCAGCUCUGACAACGUUUGUCGAUGUUAUUCCUACAUCUAACAACACUAGAGUGAAGGAUGAUACUGAAUGUCAAAUUGGAGGCUGGGGGCAGUUGGCCAGUAAACCUUACGGCUGGGGUAUGUUUAUUCCCCUCAAGACUACUUUGUAUGUGAUCAACAAUUACACGUGCGGUGAUGCCUACAGAAAGCUCGAGUACAGUGAAGGUGAUAUUCAUAUGAUUGUUGACGAAUCCGUGGUGUGUGCCGGGGUACCAGAAAACAAACAAUCGCAACAUCAGAAAGACAACAACGGAAACUCUGACGCAUGCAAUGGUGAUUCCGGCUCACCGCUUCUGUGCCCGACAGGUCCCGGCGGCGAAUACGAGGUUGUCGGCGUUGUUUCUGCCGGGAAAGGUUGUGGCACUGGAGUAUACCCAGGAAUUUACACAAAGGUUGCAUACUACGCCCAAUGGAUCGCCGAAAUCAUGGGAAACAACUGAUGUAACAUCAAGAGCUGUUGUGUGAAGACAAUUUAAUCAGACUUCAUCAAAUUUUACCUUUUUGUACUUGAUGCUCUUAUGAUUUUAACUACCCUAUCUUGUUUCGUAAGGAAUAUAAGCUCUAGAUAUACUUUUGACUGCGAUUAUAUUUGAU
Molecule: messenger RNA, 1256 nt
Organism: Mercenaria mercenaria
Lineage: Eukaryota; Metazoa; Mollusca; Bivalvia; Venerida; Veneridae
Product: mast cell tryptase-like
Exons: 6
Coding region: 200-1102 (300 amino acids)
Biological process (GO): proteolysis
Molecular function (GO): serine-type endopeptidase activity
Source: RefSeq, a predicted model, not a curated record